This is a messenger RNA of Ostertagia ostertagi, 483 nucleotides long. The record is from the annotation of a GenBank genome assembly. NCBI's taxonomy places the organism in Eukaryota, Metazoa, Nematoda, Chromadorea, Rhabditida, Trichostrongylidae.
AUGGCAUUCGUUCAACUUAAACGUGAAGCGCGAAAGAAAAGUCUUACAGAAUCCGUGCCAUCUGCUCCUUUGAAUUUCGAUGUCGUACUCACUGCUCCCAACCAGGUGAAACUGACAUGGGAUCGUCCAUUGCAUGUGAAUGGACAUAGCAAUUUCGGCGGUUACUAUGUGUACGUGGAAAAGCUGCUGAAUGGCGAGCCUGUGAAUCGACGCCGUUCCAAAUACGAUGUGAUCAAUGACCUUUCGAAACGUUACUGGGAGAUCGAUAAGUUAGAGCCGAAUACGGAAUACGCGUUCAGAAUGAAUGCGUUUAAUCGUAAUGGAGACGGCGAAUACACGGAGACGAAGCGAAUAGUCACUGGCGGGAUCCCACCACGCCAGCCAGAGAUCCUUUCGGUAGUAUUACUCGGAGAUGAAGCGCCCUUGAGAGCUCGAGUUGAAUGGAAAAGACCUCAACUUGCACCUCUUGAGAGUCCUAUUGAU